This is a messenger RNA of Coccomyxa subellipsoidea C-169, 696 nucleotides long. RefSeq lists its product as hypothetical. The record is from RefSeq and is a predicted model, not a curated record. Bases 1 to 696 code for a protein of 231 amino acids. The transcript is spliced from 7 exons. Lineage: Eukaryota; Viridiplantae; Chlorophyta; Trebouxiophyceae; Coccomyxaceae.
AUGGCGUCAGGCAGAGGGAAUGGCGUGGUGGUGCUCUACACUGUGGGGGCAGCAGGCGCGGGGUAUGUGUACCUGCGCAUAUUCAAGGGCUGGCGACUCAGCGACCUCAUGUAUGUCACGCGCUCGUCCCUCACCAAGAGCAUGUCCUCCGUCACAGCAGGUGUGGACAGCCUGUCACAGCGGUUGAGCAGCAUGCGGACCUUUGUGCAGCAGCAAGUGUCUGCACUCACAAAGAAGCAGGAUGACACCCUGGCGGCGCAAGCAGCCUUGGAAAAGCAGAUGAGCGCGGUGGGCGAUGACGUGGACGACACUCGCAGCAAAGUUGAUGAGGUGCACUCGUCGGUGAGGGACCUGGAAGGCAGCAUGGCGCAGCUCAGAGAGCACCAGAUGUCAGCCAACACCGGCAUCUACCUCCUCUGCAGAGUGGUGGGCGAUCUGAUGAAGAGCGCGGGCCACCGCAUGGGAUCCGUGAAGGAGCUGGACACAUACAUCCGUGACCCGCGCGCAAUAUCCGGCCACGUGCAGGGGCUGGAGGGCUUGUUGCAGAAUGUGGAGGAGGAGGCAUCGCGGGAGGGGCACUUUGAAAGGCUGCCUGCUCUGAAUGGGGCGCCAUCCGCGCCGUCAAGCACCGGGCGCCACGGCAAGCUGGGCAGUGCAGCAGACUGGUUGCACAUGGCCAGGGCGCCCACUGCCUGA